AUGUCCGACAAAGAUCUUAUCAAUACAGAUCAAAUGGAUAACUUUGACUAUAACGAAGAUGAAGCCGGUCAAGCGCUGAAGAUCAUGGGCAAGUACAACACUUUGCCUUUAUAUGAGCAAAUUAGCAAAAGACCGGUCGUAAUGAGAUGGUUUAGAUCAGAAAAUGAUCCUUCGACACGUAUUCAGAGCCUAUCAGACUGCCUCACAAGUGUAAGCAAGACUCUGACAUCCCAGGAGAUCGAGGAGGUUAUGGAAGAGAUGAAGAUAUUUAGACAGAAUGAGCAUCAACAGGGCUCAGACGCCUAG
Molecule: messenger RNA, 306 nt
Organism: Parastagonospora nodorum SN15
Lineage: Eukaryota; Fungi; Ascomycota; Dothideomycetes; Pleosporales; Phaeosphaeriaceae
Exons: 2
Coding region: 1-306 (101 amino acids)
Source: RefSeq, a predicted model, not a curated record